AUGGCCGGAAAAGGAUCUCUUGUGGUUGUGUUUCUGAUUUUGGUGGUGGGAGGUGUGCAGGCUAGGAAGCUUGCUGGAGUCCAGCCUGAUCUUUCUAAAAAAGAAGCUGCCAACGAUGAAAUUGGUGGUGGCGUUGGAGAAAAGGGAGGAGUUGAUGGUGGUGUAGGAGCUGGCAUUGGUUCCGGUGUAGGAUUAGGCGACGACAUCAAAGAAGAUAAAAAUGCAGGCGGGAAAAAGGGAGGCGACGCUGGUGGUGCAGCUGGAGCUGGAGCCGGAGCUAGAGGCAGAGCCGGAGCUGGAGCUGGAGUGGGUGGUGGCAUUGGGGCUGGAAUUGGUGCUGGAGCCGGAGCCGGAGCCGGAGCCAGAGCUGGAACCGGAGCCGGAGCCGGAGUUGGAGAGGGAGCUGGCAUGGGUAGUGGAGGCAACAGGAAUCGUGGAAGUGGGGAAAAACGAGGUGGCACUAGGACUGUCGGAGUUAAUGAUAUUGGUGUGGUUUCCGGUAGGGGAAAAGGUAAGCGUGAUGGUACAUUAUUAGACAGCAAAAUCAGUGACAUUGGGUCUGGUGGUGGAGCUGGGGCAGGUGGCGGAGCUGGGGCUGGUGGAGGAGCUGGGGCUGGCGGUGGAUUUGGGGGCGGCAUAGGUGGUGGUAUUAGUGGUGGUAUUAGUGGUGGAGCUGGGGCUGGUGGUUUAGCUGGGGCUGGGGCUGGUGGUGGAGCUGGAGCAGGUGGUGGAGCUGGAGGUAAUGGUGGAGCCGGAGCUGGUGGUGGAGCUGGAGCUGGAGCUGGUGGUGGAGCUGGAGCUGGAGCUGGGGCUAUUGGUGGAAUUGGGGGAGGAAUAAGUGGUGGUAUUAAGGGUGGAUUUGGUGGAGGUGGAAAUGUAGGUGGUGGAGCUGGUGCUGGGGCUGGUGGUGGAGCUGGAGCUGGCGGUAAUGGUGGAGCUGGGGCUAAUGGUGGAGCUGGGGGUAACGGUGGAGCUGGGGCUGGUGGUGGAGCAGGAGCUGGAGGUGGGGCUGGGGCUGGAGCUGGAGCCGGCUGGACUGGUGGUAUUGGGGGUGGAAUCAGUGGUGGUGUAAGUGGAGGUGCUGGCGCUGGUGCUGGUGCUGGUGGUGCUGGUGGUGCUGGUGCGGGUGCGGGUGCAGGAACUCAGGGCCGUGCUGGUUGA
Salvia hispanica is the source of this 1161-nucleotide messenger RNA. NCBI's taxonomy places the organism in Eukaryota, Viridiplantae, Streptophyta, Magnoliopsida, Lamiales, Lamiaceae. The record is from RefSeq and is a predicted model, not a curated record.